Molecule: messenger RNA, 420 nt
Organism: Aphanomyces astaci
Lineage: Eukaryota; Oomycota; Saprolegniomycetes; Saprolegniales; Verrucalvaceae
Exons: 4
Coding region: 1-420 (139 amino acids)
Source: RefSeq, a predicted model, not a curated record
AUGGAGUCGGAGUAUGUCGCUGUUGUAGUCCUUCAAAGCAACACCCUGCUGCUGGUCGGCCACGAAAGCCAGUGUUGCCACGCUUGCCGACCCGAUCGCGCGACACUUGGCCACGGCUUUGCCAAGUUCUUCAAGGGAGAAGGCCAAUCUGCCGCUGCCGCCACCACCCAACAACCCCCACGCCUUCGCGGCCUACCAUCUGCACCAGGCCAUCAACUCGCGGAAUUUGAAUCGACGCUCAGUGGACUCGAACACGCGGUUCGGUGUCAUUUCGACAACGUCGCUGAGCACCUUUCGCAAGACCUUCUGCUCCAGCGGGCGCUGCCAGUCCACAUGAGGGACAUCGCCAUGCUGAAAGACGAAGUUGGGAAACACGAAGGUAGUGCUGGACAGAUUGGCACCGGAAGCACGCAGUGUUGA